Messenger RNA from Mixia osmundae IAM 14324, 5250 nucleotides. RefSeq lists its product as uncharacterized. Gene Ontology annotation, cellular component: fungal-type vacuole membrane. The transcript has 11 exons. Lineage: Eukaryota; Fungi; Basidiomycota; Mixiomycetes; Mixiales; Mixiaceae. The coding region runs from base 1 to 5250 and encodes 1749 amino acids. The record is from RefSeq and is a predicted model, not a curated record.
AUGGCCACCACUGUUGGCGACGAUGGAUAUAUCCACUACGGCGGUGCAUCUUCAAGAGCAGGAGAUAUCCAGCCGAGCGCUCCAUCUAAUGGCUCCUCACCCGCCACGCUCAAUGGCUCAGGAGAACCGAAGACGCCGACCCAUUCACGAUCGGGCUCGACUGCCAGUGGCUCAAACGCGCCACUGACUGCCUCUAGCCGACGCAUGAAUGGCGCCGCUACGCCGAGCAAGAACAUGAGCAAUGGAGGCAGCUUGCGCUCAUCAGUUUCUGGCACGCCUGCUUCCAGUCGGUUCACUGAUCGGUCUAGCGAUUUGGAUAAUGCCUACAGGGCUGGCAUGCCAAUCGGUCUGCUUGCUGCAAUGGGCACGCCAUACGCAAAGAAACCUCUGUAUCGAAGCACGAAGUGCAAAGUGCUGUGUCUUGCCAUCCUACCGAUCACCAUAGUCGUGGUUGUUAUCAUCACCGUCUUUCCGGUCUUGCAAGCCAUUGCUAAGCAUGCUCUCCACACUUCGGUGCUGCAUGUCUAUACAUCAAAUCUGACUGUGCUCGCCAACAAUUCGUUCGCCCUCACAUUGGAUGGCGAGGCAACCAAGACAGGCAUCUUUCCGGCGCAUAUCUUCUUCCAUCGGCCUGUCGAGGUGUACUGGGUCAAUCCCGACAAUAUGGAAGAGCUCAUGCUGGGAACUUUUCCGCUCGAAUACUUGGGCGCUGCAGCCGGUCACGGCCGGAUUCACCAAGAGACAUUCUUCACUAUCACAGAUGUCGCCGGCUUUGGCAGAUUUGCUGAAUUCCUAAUCACGCAAGAGGCUUUCACAUGGCGCUUGCGAUCUGGAAACGUUCAAGCAAAGGCAUUCUCAUUCCUAGCCACUCGCGAUCUCGAGUUUGUCAAGGAUCUGACAUUGCCGGGCAUGGCCAAUUUCACGAAUGUGGCUAUUGCAGACUUUCAGCUACCUGGCGAUGAUCCGGCGGGCGGCAUCACACUCGACGUCGUUACGACGCUGACAAACCCCAGCGCCUUUGGUGUCGAAGUUGGCACAUUAGUCGUCGAUCUUUAUUAUCAGGACCUCUAUCUAGGGCCAGCACGGACGAGUCAAUUUGUCAAUUUGACUUCGGGUGUCAAUAGCUUUCCAUUGACAGGACGCCUGCUCUCGUACGCUGGUAACGACACAGCGCUCGCACAGCUCGGCGUACUCUUCACAAACUAUGUCAAUGGUGACGCCACGCCUGUCGUCGCCGUGGGCAGAAGCGUCACUCUACCAAACGGAGAAGUUAUCGGCUGGCUUGCCCAAGGUAUUCGAGCUUUACAGCUGCAAGUUCCGCUCAAAUCGCCCACUGGCCCGUUGAAUCCUAUCAAGAGCAUUCAAAUUCAAGUGUUCAGUCUUCUUUUCGGCGAUCCAACAAUGUCGUAUCAGCCAACAGCGUCCUCAAACAACCUCAAGGCAUCCAUUGGCUUGCCGUUUGGCUUCAGCCUGAACAUUUCUGCUGUCGCAGCUCAGAUUACGAUCGUUCAAAAUUAUAGCAACAUUGCGCAGAUUCAAGGCAUCACUGGCGCAGCAACAACGAUCUUGAACUCUGUCAAUGCAGGCUUCACUACUGGCGAUCUUGCAUUGACUUUGCCGCCCUCGCCGCUGGUCGUACCUGACACAUACGAAGGUCAUCUUGCAUACAGUCAGUUUCAGAAAGACUUUACUGCUACCAACGGCAGCUCUUUCUUCCUCAACGGCACGACUGCGGCAACUACGUCAACGCCUAUCGGUGAGAUUAUCCUGAAUCCGGUCAACUUUUACGUGCCUGCCGGCUUGAUCGGCUUGCAGCUCCUACAAACAGCGCCUACGCUCAUCCUUUCAGUCGAUGUCACGGGCGGCACGCCUGACUUCAUCGAGCUCAAUAUCCUCGUCGGCCUCACGAAUCCGUCAAAUCUGUUGCUUGACGUGGGUGACGUGACCUUCCAGCUUUUUAGAAAUGGAGAUUACGUCGGUCGUACGCUGCUGCCCGCGCUUAGCCUGUCCAUCGGGUAUCAAACCCACACCUCUGUUGGCCAAUUUGAGGCAAACAACAACCCAACUGCACUCGAUACGCUCAAUCGAUUCACACAAGGUCUUGACUCUCAGCUCAGUAUCAGUGGCUUCAAUGGUUCAACGGCAUACGAUUCCCUCACGCAAGCUUUCAUGGCAUUGCAACUUAACGCAACGCUCGGCGGCUUGCAAACGCAGCUGCUCAACUACGCCGCACUCACAGUGCUGCCAACAACCAAUUUUGCAAACAGCAUCGCCGAUGCUACGGUGUCCUUGCAGAACCCCUUCACUUCGGUGCUCGAUAUCACCAACAUUCAAAGCAACAUCACCUCUCGCGGCCUUUACUUGGGCUCAAUUGUCACGGACACUAACUUUGUCGCUGCUGGCAAAGCUGCCACCGUAUCGCCGACGCUACCUUUUGGUCUCAAUUUGUAUCCACCCGAUAUCUUCUCGCUGCUACGAGAGUUGGCAAUCGAAGCCGGCUUAGAUCCAGCCUACAUCGACGGCAUCGUACAGCUCGGCGGCUACGAAUAUGUGCCGACUACUGGACCUGGCACGCGCAAAGCCAAGCGCUCACUCCACGAAGAGGACGAGGAAGCACUGUGGGCGACCUUCGGCGCGGACGGUCUGGAUGACUUGCUUGUCUCGCCGGGCAAAUUGGUAGAGCUCCCUAGCGAGCGCCAAAAAUCGCAUCUGGCAAGCCCCGAACUCCCCGCUGAGCUGUCUCAGCAUCGAUUGCAAAAACGCAACCUAUACACUGGCUUUGAUUUGCCAUCGUACGUUGAUACCGCGUUCAAGCAACUGACAGUCAAUGUCGACCUCGUCUCUGUUGUCUCGAUCGGUCAAUUCACGACCGACCUGACAUACACUCAACCGGACGUGCCGGUCGUGACAGACGCGACCCUCAACCUGUUGCUGCCUGUGCUCGCGCUGCCAGUUGUGCAACGGAUUGUCGAUGCAGCCACCCUGGCUGUUGAUACCGUCACAAUCACAAAUCCCCUACUCAAUUCGUUCGGUACUGGGCUUACGGGCUCAAUCACCAAUUCCGGGCCAUUCGAUGCCGUGAUCACCUUUACACAGGGAUUGACUGUAGCUUGGAACGGCGCUCCACUUGGUCAGAUCGCGAUGCCUGACAUCUCACUUGUCGGCGACGUUGGCGCCACAUUGAAUCUCGAAGCAGCCUUCGCUGUGGCUGACGUUGGUCAUCUUACCGACUUUACAAGCUACCUGCUCACGGAGGAAUCGUUCACUUGGGAGAUUUACGGUCAAAACCUAGAUGUCACAGCGCUUGGCAUCAGCGUUAGUGGUGUCAGCAUCAGCAAGUCUGUCGUACUGGCCGGCAUGAACAGCUUUAGGGGGGAUGUAAUCAUCAAUUCCUUUGAUCUGCCUGCGAACGAUCCUGCCGGUGGCAUCACGUUGACCCUCGCCACGACGCUGACGAAUCCUGCCAGCGUUGGCGUCCAGCUAUCGACAAUUGCUUUCGAAAACACUUUCGGUCAGACCGACAUUGGACCUGCAGCCAGCACGGCUGCAUUCGUCCUGCCGCCGAAAGGCUCAUUGCAAUUGCCGCUAGUAGGUCGACUCAUUCCUCAGACGACGCAGCAGGGUCUUGAUGACGUCUCGACGAUAUUCAAUGGCUUUGUGCACGGAGUUCCAGCACAGCUGCUGGUGCACGGUGUCACGGCCGGGCCAGAUGGCGUCACAUGGCUGAACGAUGGCAUCAAGGCGCUUGCGAUUCCCGUGACUUUGCCUGCUGCGGCCAGUCUUCAGAUCAUCAAUUCUAUCACUCUCAAUCAGCUUACGCUUUUGUUCACGACCGGCACGGCUUGGUCGCCGUCAUUUUCAACAGACAAUACGGUCGCCGCGUUCCAGCUGCCCUUCGCAUUCCCUCUGGACAUCACGAACAUUGCCACCAAUAUCAUAUCGCAGGAUGCUGGCACCGACUUUGCACUCAUUGCGGUACCUCAAAUUCCUGCAACGACCGAUGUCGUGGCUAGGACGCUUGGUCUCGCGUUCCAGAAUGUGCCGUUUGCGGUAGACCCGAAUUAUAGCGGACAACAUGCGGUCUUUUCGCAAUUCUUGACAGACACAACCGACAAUGUCAAUAAAUCGUUCGUCCUACAUGGCACUGCCGAUACGGUCGCCCAGACUGCUGUUGGAGCACUCAACAUCGAUCAAAUUGCUUUUCAGGUCACAACCGAGGUGGCCGGCCUACAGGGUCUCAACGCCGAGCCUACGACGGUGUCUGAUUUGGAUGUCUACCACGGCUAUCCUGACUAUUUGCAGAUCAACGCCAACGCGCACAUUUUCAAUCCUUCGCAGAUCACAAUUGGCACCGGCGAUGUUUCCUUCGGCCUGACAUUCGAGAAUACGCUGAUCGGUACAGCGGACAUCACGAACCUCGUGUUGGUUCCUGGGCAAAACACUAUUGCUACUGCUGUGCAUUACUCGCCGCAAGGAGACGCUGCCGUCGCAGUCGGCCAGAUGCUCCUCGAAAACUACGUGCAAGGGGUAGCCUCGGCAACCAUCAUCGUCGGUACAGACACAACCACUCCGAUCGAAUCUCUACAGCAGGCAUUGGGCACGAUCAGGCUCAACACGAUCAUCCCACCCUUGAUGCAGAAUCUGAUCACUCAGGCCAAUUUGGUGUUCCCUCUUGACAUCGUACAGACCGGUCGAGCGCUAGCCACAUUCAAUCUCGAUAACCCCUUCACCGCAGCAAUCAACCUGAACGCUGUCAAUGCCUUCGCGACCUAUCCGCUUACAUCGCCAGCACUACAGCUGGGGAACAUCACGGAAUCAACGCUGAAUCCAGAGAUAACGGCACCUGGUCAUACACAAAUCACCAGUCGACAGCUGACAUUCAACUUCAACCUCGACCCCAAGACAAUUGUUAUGCUGCUUAUAGCGCAAGCUGCGAAAAACGGUGUCGAUCUUGGCCCUCUUGUUGAUCAGUUCAAUUUCGUAUUGGGAGAAGCCAGCACCGCCACGACCAUCACCACACAAGUCGACACUGCUACAGCUACUUGCGUCAGUGGCGCUCAAUUCGACGUGUUUGGAGCGAUUCUGGAUGCUCUGAAGAAUCUCGAUGUCAAUCUCGCAAUCCAGUCCAAUUUGCAUCUCGACGAUUAUGCUACUGCGCUUAAUUUCAAUCAGUUCAACAUUCCAACCAUCACGGACUCGACGGCACUAUCAGCGCACCCGGGCACACUCAGAUCACCAGUCGGCAAUUGA